This is a messenger RNA of Protopolystoma xenopodis, 240 nucleotides long. NCBI's taxonomy places the organism in Eukaryota, Metazoa, Platyhelminthes, Monogenea, Polystomatidea, Polystomatidae. The record is from the annotation of a GenBank genome assembly.
AUGACGGACAGAAACUUGGCACCUUUUUACCGGAAUCGAAGCAGAUUGCCUCGGCAACAGCAUCAGCCAAUCGACAGCUGGUCAAGAGGAAUCGGCCGUCGUCUUUUGGUAGAGCCGACCUUCGAAUCUCUUUACGCAAUACUUCCACUCGAAAUGGAAACCGCCCGAUUACAGUUGGGUGGAGCGCGAGGAGUUCCAGAAGUACGAGGAGAAGACAUGCGACAAACAGAGCGACACUGA